Syngnathoides biaculeatus (alligator pipefish) is the source of this 3472-nucleotide messenger RNA. Its product is annotated as oxysterol-binding protein-related protein 1-like. NCBI's taxonomy places the organism in Eukaryota, Metazoa, Chordata, Actinopteri, Syngnathiformes, Syngnathidae. Gene Ontology annotation, molecular function: protein binding; cholesterol binding. The transcript has 29 exons. Gene Ontology annotation, cellular component: intracellular membrane-bounded organelle; membrane; cytosol. The record is from RefSeq and is a predicted model, not a curated record. The coding region runs from base 152 to 3064 and encodes 970 amino acids.
UUUUGGAUCGUCUCGUUGCGGACGUGAAGAAUUGCUGAAGUUGUGCCGGAGGAGCUUCUUGGUCUCAGAACACAACACAAGCAGCAGCACCAAGGAGAGAUUUGACAAACUACUGCUAGAUUUCAACGCAGAUACUUCCAGUGUUCUGGGCAUGUCCCACCAGAAAGAGACCCGAAGGACAACCCAGGACACCUCGGAGAGACGAUGUCUCUCGGCUGGCUUGGGAACGCCUCGGGAUCCCUCCGGAAGAGCUGGAAGAAGUGGCUGGGGAAAGGGAAGUCUGGGUAUCCCUGCUGAAGCUACUUCCUCCUCGACCCAACCUGGAAAAGCGAUGUCCAUGGAGGAACCAGAUCCGGAAGAGCAGUUGCUGUGCUGCGCCAGGAACGGAGACCUAAACGGUAUUCGGAAGCUCCUCGCUUCCGAGAUGGGCGGAAAGACCACCCUGAACAUCAACUGCAAAGGUAAAUCCAAGUCUAAAAGGGGGUGGACACCUCUACAUUUGGCCUCUUAUUUUGGACACGCAGACGUGGUUCACGAAUUACUGAAGGCCAGCGCGGACAUCGACCUGCCCAACAACGUCGGAGAUACGUCCCUGCACAAGGCCGCCUGCACCGGGAGAAAGGAAGUCGUCAUGCUGCUGCUGCGCUACAAGGCGAGCGCGACCGUCAUCAACGGGACGGCUCAGACUCCCAAAGACCUCACGCGAAACGCGGAGAUCAGACGGAUGCUUGCGGCGGCCGAGAGGACGGAAGAGAGGAAACAGGAGUGCCGACUUCUCGAAGCGGCGCGAGAAGGAGACAUCAACACUCUAAGUCUGCUGCUGAGCAGCAAGAAGCCGCCCAACUUGGAAUGCACAGACGAGUUGGGCAACACUCCGCUGCACUGCGCCGCCUAUCGAGGCCAGAAGCAGUGCGCCGCCAAGCUGCUGAGGGCCGGAGCCUGCGCCGGUGUGAUAAACAAGAACGGUCAGACCAUUUUGGAGCUGGCUAGCGAUGCAGCCAUGAGGAAGCUGCUUGAAGGCAACACACACUGGGGGAUGAGACGGCAUGCCGAGAAAUUUGAGGGACUCCUCUGGAAGAGCUCCAGAUUUCUGGGCUGGCGGUCCUGCUGGGUGGUCCUCCACGACGGCGUGCUGUCCUGGUACUCCAAGCGGUCUGACGCCGCUGCCAACGUCAGGAGGCAAGGAUGCAAGUCCCUCAGUCGCGCUCAGUGCCUGGCCUGGAUGGACGCUUUGGACGAGCACUGUGGCUUCAGCACGGACGACUGCCGCUCCCAGGAGAAGGACCGCCGGCGGGGGGCCGAUGACGAGGAGGAGGAAGGGGGAGAGGAAGGCUCCUCGCCGGGCCGGAUAGCCGACGCCCUGCAGGCGGCGGAGGCGAGCCACGGCCGGCUGCGGCGGGAAGUGGCGGCCGCGCUGUCACUCAUCCAGACUGACAGCCCGGCGCGAGGUAACUGGCGGUUUUGGAUUCUGGAGAAGCUGUGGGCCAUCAACGACCUGUCACGCGAGACCGGCUCCUACUUGGACGUCUGCCUCGGACUGGUCGCCAAACAGAAAGUGGUGCGCAGCGUGAAAUUGGAGCCGGAGGCGGAGAAGAACAAGAUCCCGAGGCGAGCGCUGCAGACGUCGGCCACCGAGCGGGUCGGCGACGACGAGUUCCACGACGCCGUCUCUGGUUCCGACUCGGAGCUCUCCCUGAGCGACUCUGAGACGCUGGCGAGUCUUUCCUUCGAGGAGGACGAGGAAGGGGGCGGCAUGUUUGGCGACGGCGCGUCGCUGGGCCACCGCCAUGCCGACGAGGCACAGACGCGACCCGGCGGGAUCGCCAAGUAUAGGACGAGCUUGCCCGCACCAAUGUUUUCAAGAAACGACUUCAGCAUUUGGAGUAUUCUCAAAAACUGCAUUGGAAUGGAGCUCUCCAAGAUCACCAUGCCCGUGAUCCUCAAUGAGCCGCUCAGCUUCCUGCAGCGUCUGACCGAGUACAUGGAGCACACGUACCUCAUCCGACGGGCCAACGCCGCCACCGAGUCCCUUGAAAGGAUGAAGUGUGUGGCGGCCUUCGUCGUGUCCGCUGUGGCGUCGCAGUUGGAGAGGACGGGCAAGCCCUUCAACCCGCUGCUCGGCGAAACCUACGAACUGGUUCGGGAGGACCUUGGUUUCCGGCUGGUAUCGGAGCAGGUGAGCCACCACCCUCCCGUGAGCGCCUUCCACGCCGAGGGCCUCCGGCGGGACUUCGCGUUCCACGGCUCCGUCUACCCCAAACUCAAGUUCUGGGGGAAGAGCGUGCAGGCCGAGCCCAAAGGCGUCCUCACGUUGGAGCUGCCCGAGCACAACGAAGCGUACACGUGGAGCAAUCCCACGUGCUGCGUUCACAACAUCAUCGUGGGCCAGCUCUGGAUCGAGCAGUAUGGAAGCGUGGAGGUGCUCAACCACAGAACCGGCGAAAAAUGCUGCCUUAACUUCAAGCCAUGUGGCCUUUUUGGCAAAGAACUGCACAAAGUUGAAGGGUACAUAUUGGAUAAAAGCAAAAAGAAGUUGUGCGCCCUGUAUGGCAAGUGGUCCGAGUGCUUGUACGCCAUUGAUCCCGCCGCCCUGGAGGCUUACGGCAAAGGAGCGGAAAGCAAAAACGCCAGCAGAAAGGCUGGCAGCGAGGGCGACGCUCCCUCCCAAGCGCCCGACAGCGUGGACGUGAUUCCCGGCAGCCGGCUCCUGUGGAGGAUGCCCCCCCGCCCGGCCAACUCCGCCCAGAUGUACAGCUUCACGACCUUCGCCAUGCAGCUUAACGAGCUGGACGAGGACAUGGCGGCCGUCCUUCCUCGAACAGACUGCAGGAUGAGGCCCGACGUUCGAGCCAUGGAGAACGGCGACAUCGACUUGGCCAGCGAGGAGAAGAAAAGACUGGAGGAGAAGCAGAGGGCCGCCCACAAGAAAAGCUCCAAAACGGACGACGAGUGGAAGACGAGGUGGUUCCAGCAGGGCCCCAAUCCGCACACCGGGUGUCAGGACUGGCUCUACGCUGGCGGAUACUGGGACAGGAAAUACCCUCAUCUGCCAGACAUUUACUAGAAUUCUCUGCAAGCGGUCGCAGGGAGUGCUGCAACCUAUCCCAGCUGUCAACCGGAAGGAGGCGGGGUACACCCUGAACUGGUCGCUAGCCAAUCGCAGGGCACAUCGAGACAAACGGCCACACUCACGAUCACACCUUGGGGCAAUUUAGAGUGUCCAAUUAAUGUUGCAUGUUUUUGGGGAUGUGGGAGGAAACCCGAGUGCCCAGAGAAAAGCCACGAAGGCACGGGGGAGAACAUUCAAACGCCACACAGGCGGGUCCGGGAUUGAACCCGGGACCUCAGAACUGUGAGGCCAACGCUUCUCAGCUGCUCUACCGUGGCACCGCCUACUAACUAUUGUAUUUUAAUUUUGGCCAUGAUGAUGGUACUUGGAGCGCUAAAUAUUUUUUUUUGGUGGUACGUGUGG